Messenger RNA from Symbiodinium pilosum, 1347 nucleotides. Lineage: Eukaryota; Dinophyceae; Suessiales; Symbiodiniaceae. The record is from the annotation of a GenBank genome assembly.
AUGAAACUACCAUCUUCGUUAUGCAGCGAAGCCAAACGCUUCAAGGAUUUGCAGCAGUGUGUGGACGCGCCGCCGCUGCUUGUUCUGAGAACCUCGGAAGCGCUUGGCCCUCAGGCUUGGCUGCUUGUUGGGUCGCACUCAACUCAGCUGGGCUGCUUCAUAGCAGAGACAGGUGUCGCACUCUGGCGCACAGAGCUUUCCGACCGUAUUGAGGGCGGCUGUGCUUGCGCAUCCAUCGCUGGCCGCCUCUUGGUGUACGCCGUCUGCUACGAUGGAAGGAUGCAUUGUCUUGACCUUGUGUCCGGUUCUCGGCGCUGGUCCUCAUCUGUUUCUCUGCCAACUGAUGCGAAUACGGAGAUCAAGAGCGCUCCACUUGUUGAUUCAGAAGCAGGCAUCGCUUUGACGGGCACUCACGGAGGCACAGUUGCCGCGUUUUCAGCAUGUGCUGGGCAUUUGCUAUGGCGCUUGCGGCUACCUGGUGCCAUUUUCGCAACUCCUCUGCUCAUGCCAGCCAGGGGCGAGAUGUCGCUUGGGUACCUGUGUCUGACCAGGGGCCAAGCAAUCUUCAAGUUCUUCUGCGGAGCAACCAGCGUGUCCUGGCUGUCUCAUGAUGUCAUGUCGUUUGAUGACUUUGAAGAGGGUGUCGGACCUAAUUGCACUGUUCAAGUUUGCAAUUCUCAGGACUUCAGCCAGAAGCCUGUGCAAGCUUGGUCCGUGCGCUUGGCCGCGCCAAUAUUUGCUGCUCCGGUUUUUGUGGAGGCAUUAACUUCACUAUUGGUGCUCUCUGUGGAGGGUCUUCUGGCACUUUUCACAGCUGGUGGCGAUAUCGUUUGGAGCUUGAGCCUGGAUGGUCAGGCAUUCGCAACACCAUGUGUCCAUGAAGGCCAGGCUUUUGUUGGCACACAUGGGGGUGGCGUCUCGGCCGUGCGUCUGGUGGACGGACAUUUGUUGUGGCGUUGUGAACUCAGCGAUGUCAUCUACGGAUCACCUUUCCUCUUGAAGCCUGCGCAGACACGGGGCUGGGAGGACAGAUGUUUGCUUGUGGCGACUCGAAGCGGUGUCCUUCAUGUUCUUGAUGCAGCACAUGGAAGUCAACUGCAGCAAGCUCAACUAGAAGGGGAGGUUUUUUCAUCACCGGUUUCCUGGAGUAGCUGUGGUGAACGCCCUGACACGGAUGUCCUGCAACAGCAUGAAGUGGCUACUGUCCAUAUAGCAGUUGGCUGUCGCGAUAACCACGUGUACUGUUUCAAGCUGCAAGAUCUUCAGCCUGCAAGCCUGGACACCGAAGCUGCUUCGUGGGCGACCAGCACUGGAAGUCAGUGUGAUGCCAAGGAGGCCCCAGCUUGA